Molecule: messenger RNA, 924 nt
Organism: Nematolebias whitei (Rio pearlfish)
Lineage: Eukaryota; Metazoa; Chordata; Actinopteri; Cyprinodontiformes; Rivulidae
Gene: zmat5
Product: zinc finger, matrin-type 5
Exons: 6
Coding region: 328-852 (174 amino acids)
Cellular component (GO): U12-type spliceosomal complex
Molecular function (GO): zinc ion binding
Source: RefSeq, a predicted model, not a curated record
GCCAACAUCCGCUUUGGCGAUCAGAAAAUGCGGAAGCUCGAUGACCGAAAACAAAAAGUAAUUUUAUGUUGUUUUGAACUUCAGAGCAGAUAUCAGAGAGGAAGACUGCAGUUACGUCUGUGUUAAACCUAAUUCACCCAAGGACCAUCAUAUAAUGUUUGUUAUAACAGUAAGCAUGUUUUCUACCUGAAAUCUUCAAAUUCAGGUUUGCGUCUAAAUUUAGCCUUAGCUAAUUUGCAGUCUCUGUCCCUGGAUAAGCUUUUAAGAGAAGUUACCGUGUUUUUCAGCAGUUUUAAAGGAGACGCCUCAGAUGUGUGAAAUUGCACCAUGGGGAAGAGAUAUUAUUGUGACUACUGUGAUCGAUCCUUCCAGGAUAACAUGCAUAACAGGAAGAAACAUCUGAAUGGCGUUCAGCAUCACAGAGCAAAAAAAGCCUGGUUUGACCAAUUUAGAGAUGCUACAGCUAUUCUCUUGGAUGAGCAAAGAAAGAAACCCUGCAAGUUUAUCCAGCAAGGAAUUUGUGGUUUUGGUUCAAACUGCAAAUUUUCUCACAUGUCUGAAGAGGAGCAAUACAAGUUCAGGAGACAGUUGGAAGAGGAAAGAUGGCAGAAAGAGGACUGUGAGGACCGAAUGGUGUUUGGGCGAAGAGUAGACGAAUGGCUCUCAAAAAGGGAGAAGAGGCGAGCUGCCCUCAGUAGCAAAGGAGAUCUCUCUACUAAAGAAGACACAGAAGAGGCUGAGGCAGAACAAGAGAUACCUCAGCAACUCCUCUCCAUCCCUGACCUCCCACCCUCUCUUUUACCGCCUCCUCCGGGUGGAUGGAGAGUCAACAUUAGCAGUGAAUGGGGUUGAGAGACAUUUAUUCUUAUUAAACCCUUUGAAGUGGAUCAUUUGUUUGGCGUUAAAGGAGGAGGAACAGCUGUU